Ilex paraguariensis (yerba mate) is the source of this 400-nucleotide messenger RNA. Lineage: Eukaryota; Viridiplantae; Streptophyta; Magnoliopsida; Aquifoliales; Aquifoliaceae. The record is from the annotation of a GenBank genome assembly.
CAGCAGCAACCUCGGUUCCUCCCCUUCCAUUCUUCAACCGCUCAAAUCCCCAAGACCCCUUUUCCUCACAAUCUCAAAAACCCUUAGUCGAAUUUCCGGAACCCAAGCUAAACCACCCCAAAAGAAAACAUCCACGGAUGGUCCCAAAAUACCCACCCGCAGAAACCCCAGAAGAUCCAAAUAUGGUACCUCUAGGAAGUCAAUUCUCAAGAAAACAUUAAGCCAAGAACAGGUGAUGUUCACGGCUCCGGUCUCCGAUGACCCGGUUGUCGGGAUUAUUGGUGGAGGGAUCUCAGGUCUGGUUUGCGCCCUCUACUUGGAGAAAAGAGGGAUUCGGUCCACUGUGUUCGACACGGUUGGUCAGUUUUUUCGGUUUGAUUGUUUGAAUGGGAAUUCAUGA